AUGGCUUCCAAAUGCCUGAAGGCCAACUUCUCCUCUGGGUCCCUCAAGAGCCCAGGCGGGGCUGGAGGGGGCUCCACACGCGUGUCCGCCAUGUACUCCAGCGGCUCUUGCAAGCUGCCCAGUCUCUCCCGUGGAAGCCGGAGUUUCUCCGUGUCCUCGGCUGGGCUGGGCAGAGGCAGCUACCGAGCUGCCAGUUGCCUCCCUGCCGGAGGAUUUGCCACCAGCUAUGGCAUGGGCGGGGGCUGGUUUGGAGAGGGCAUCUUCACUGGCAGCGAGAAGGAGACCAUGCAGGUCCUGAAUGACCGCCUGGCCAGCUACCUGGAGAAGGUCCGGCAGCUGGAGAGGGAGAACGCCGAGCUGGAGCAGCGCAUCCGCGAGUGGUGUGAACAGCAGGUGCCCUACAUGUGCCCCGACUUCCAGUCUUACUUCCGGACCAUGGAGGAACUCCACAAGAAGACCUUGUGCAGCAAGUCUGAGAAUGCCAGGCUGGUGGUGGAGAUUGACAAUGCCAAGCUGGCUGCCGACGACUUCAGGACCAAAUAUGAGACGGAGCUGUCCCUGCGGCAGCUGGUGGAGGCCGACAUCAACGGCCUGCGCAGGAUCCUGGACGAGCUGACGCUGUGCAAGUCUGACCUGGAGGCGCAGGUGGAGUCCCUGAAGGAGGAGCUGCUGUGUCUCAAGAAGAACCACGAGGAGGAAGUGAACUCGCUGCGCUGCCAGCUUGGCGACCGGCUCAGCGUCGAGGUGGACGCCGCUCCUCCAGUGGACCUGAACCGGGUCCUGGAGGAGAUGAGAUGCCAGUACGAGACCCUGGUGGAGAACAACCGCCGGGAUGCAGAGGACUGGUAUGACGCCCAGACUGAGGAGCUGAACCAGCAGGUGGUGUCCAGCUCAGAGCAGCUGCAGAACUACCAGGCGAACAUUAUCGAGCUGAGACGCACCGUCAACGGCCUGGAGAUCGAGCUGCAGGCCCAGCAGAGCAUGAGAGACGCUCUGGACUCCACCCUGGCUGAGACAGAGGCCCGCUACAGCUCCCAGCUGUCUCAAAUGCAGUGCCUGAUCACCAACGUGGAGUCCCAGCUCUCGGAGAUCCGGGCUGACCUGGAGCGGCAGAACCAGGAGUACCAGGUGCUGCUGGACGUGCGGGCCCGGCUGGAGUGUGAGAUCAACACGUACAGGGGUCUGCUGGAGAGCGAGGACGGCAAGCUUCCCUGCAACCCAUGUGCCCCAGAUCAGUCUUCCUCCAAGCCUCGCCUCCUGUGCCUCCCAGCAGCCUCCUGCAGUCCUGGCCCAACCCCUCUAACCUGCAGUCCCCGCCCUGUUUGUGUGCCCUGCCCAGGAGGCCGGUUCUGA
Molecule: messenger RNA, 1353 nt
Organism: Jaculus jaculus (lesser Egyptian jerboa)
Lineage: Eukaryota; Metazoa; Chordata; Mammalia; Rodentia; Dipodidae
Gene: Krt35
Product: keratin 35
Exons: 7
Coding region: 1-1353 (450 amino acids)
Molecular function (GO): structural molecule activity
Source: RefSeq, a predicted model, not a curated record